Molecule: messenger RNA, 1131 nt
Organism: Arachis stenosperma
Lineage: Eukaryota; Viridiplantae; Streptophyta; Magnoliopsida; Fabales; Fabaceae
Exons: 2
Coding region: 1-1131 (376 amino acids)
Source: RefSeq, a predicted model, not a curated record
AUGGUAAGUGAGGAAGAGAGUACUCUUGUCUUAGUGCAUUGCUCUGGAAAAAUCCAAAGAAGCAAAAAAUAUGGUGUGAAGUUCACUGACAGAGAACCACUGAGUGUUUUCAUCAGUUCAUCAAGCACUUUGUCAGAUUUGAAGAACAGCAUCUUGCAGAAGUUUGGGGUAUUUGGUAGCAAGUGGGUGAAGAAGCUAUUCUACAAGAUUUUCAUGGUAGUUGUCUCGACCGGUGUUAAGUAUGAUACCUUUGUGCUAGCGGCUGAUGAAGAUACUAGGUUUCUGUUUCAUUGUGUUAGGAGUUUUUCGAAGGUUAGAAUACACGAGUUGUUCGUGAAGUUGGAGGUUGGUAUCGAUAGUUCUGGGGCAUCAGCUCCAGUUCAUAGCUCGACUGCCGCGGGAGGUGCGUCUAGUUCGAUGCCUGUGGUAAGACCAUCUAUUCUGCUGGUCGGAUCUCCCUCAUUUAUGGCUGAUUUAGAUCGAACGGAGGUUGUUGGUUCUGUACCUUUGGAGAAUCCAGGGGUCUAUGGGCAGGCAUAUGUGGUGGGCACCAGUGGUGGCUUGAUCCAUGAUGCGCAAGGCUUUGGAGAACCUGAUCAAGUAGAGAAUGCAAUGUGUGACGAUGACUCUGACCAUGAGCCUGUUGAUAUCGUUGGGGACAGCGAUGAUGACACAGGUGCAGACGGUGGUCCUACAGUUGGGGGCUCUUCUACAGAAUUUCAGAUUGGGCAAUCAUUCCAGAAUAAAGAUGAGGCUGUUUUGAGUGUGAAGGACUACAACAUCCGUCGAAGUGUUCAGUACAGAGUCAUCGAAUCAGACUAUCUGAAGUAUCAUGGAAAAUGCAAGGAGUUCAGAAAGGGUUGUACUUGGUUGAUUCGUGUAGCGCUGCGUGCACGAAAGGGCACUUGGGAGGUUAUAAGGUACAACAGGCCACACACUUGCUUGGCAACCUCCAUUUCCAACGAUCACCGUCAGUUGGAUUACCACGUUAUCUGUGCGAGGAUUCUUCCCUUGGUUAGGGCAGAUGCUGCGGUUACCAUAAAGGUCUUGCAACAAGCUACAGAAGCCGAUUACGGUUUCAGGCCUAGUUACAGGAAGGUUUGGAUGGCCAAACAGAAGGCAGUGGCAUAG